AUGGCAUCAUCAUUCACAGGAACUCAGGAUAAAUGCAAGGCCUGCGACAAGACUGUUUAUUUCGUCGAUCUCUUGUCUGCUGAUGGCGCCAACUACCACAAAGCCUGCUUCAAAUGCAGCCACUGCAAGGGCACCCUUGUUAUGAGCAACUACUCAUCCAUGGAUGGCGUACUCUACUGCAAGACUCAUUUUGAACAGCUUUUCAAGGAGUCUGGAAAUUUCAGCAAGAAUUUUCAAACUGCAGGAAAAGGAGACAGAGAAAAUUCACUUACAAGGGCACCCAGCAAGAUGUCUGCCAUGUUCUCUGGCACCCAAGACAAAUGUGCUGCCUGCACCAAGACUGUCUACCCACUUGACAAGAUGACAAUGGAGGAACAAAUAUACCACAAGUCAUGCUUCAAGUGUGCCCAUGGGGGUUGCCCCCUUACCCACUCCAACUACGCAGCCCUAGAUGGGGUGCUCUACUGCAAGCACCACUUCCAGCAGCUAUUCAUGGAGAAGGGAAAUUACCAGCAUGUCCUCGAUUCCACCUCACACAAGAAGACCGCCAGCAUGGAGGCCAUCGACGUCGACGGCCUUACCGAAGAUGCCGACGAAGACAAACCUGCAGAUGAGGACAAUAAACCUGCCGACGAGGACAAACCUGCAGAUGAUGAUGAUGAUAAACCCGCCAUCGAGGACAAACCGGCGGAUGACGAUAAUGCUGACAAGCCAAAAGAGGAAUCCUAGAUGUUUCAUUUCCACUGGAUAUAUAUAUGAGCUAUUCUUUUUCUUUUUUCUUCUGAGUUUUGGUUAUGGGUUAGCACUAGUCUAUAUAUGUAUGACGUAUAAAUGUUGUUAAGUCUUAUGCACGCAUGCAGUUGCAGGAGUA
Molecule: messenger RNA, 871 nt
Organism: Salvia hispanica
Lineage: Eukaryota; Viridiplantae; Streptophyta; Magnoliopsida; Lamiales; Lamiaceae
Product: LIM domain-containing protein PLIM2b-like
Source: RefSeq, a predicted model, not a curated record